This is a messenger RNA of Kalmanozyma brasiliensis GHG001, 1566 nucleotides long. RefSeq names its product PLAA family ubiquitin binding, PFU. Bases 1 to 1566 code for a protein of 521 amino acids. Gene Ontology annotation, biological process: proteasome-mediated ubiquitin-dependent protein catabolic process; ubiquitin recycling. The transcript has 2 exons. The record is from RefSeq and is a predicted model, not a curated record. Gene Ontology annotation, molecular function: ubiquitin binding. NCBI's taxonomy places the organism in Eukaryota, Fungi, Basidiomycota, Ustilaginomycetes, Ustilaginales. Gene Ontology annotation, cellular component: nucleus; cytoplasm.
AUGACGAAAGCUGAAGUACUCGCAGUGUCCAGCAGUUCGGAUGUGUCUGGUACUGCAUCGGUGGCUGCACCGCAAGGCUUCCGAUUGACGCACGUUCUACGAGGUCACACGUCUGAUGUGCGAUCCGUCGCAACGACCUUUGACAGCCUCUCAGUUCGCGAAGCCUUGCUUUCAGGCUCCAGAGACGAGACAGCUACGUACUGGUCUCGAUCCGUCAACCCCUCCGGUCCAUCCUCGAAUCCCAACGCUGGCUUCGAGAGGGGCGCCAUCUUCCACGGACACCGCUUCUGCAAUGCUGUCGACUUCGUGACGCCUUCGCCCUCAUUCGAACUGCCACAAGGACAGAUCCUGAUGGGUAGUCUCGACUCGCAGAUCCGCUGCUUCGACCCUCUUCGUGCGGAUAAGCCGCUGCAGGUGCUCUCGGAUCACUGGGACAACGUCUCCGUGCUCAAGGCGUAUCGACAUCGGACAGAAGGGGAGACGGCAGUACCGGUGUUUAUCUCGGCGAGCUGGGACAAGACAGCCAGAGUGUGGAUAUGGGAUCCUGUAGAAGGCAAGUGGAAGAGCAGGUUGGUGCUGCGUGGUCACGACGAGGCCGUGUGGGGAGUGCAGAUUGUCGAGCCUCCAUCAUCGGCUGUCCUGGAAGGAGAUCCAGAGCUUCCUAACCAGGGCAGGUACCUCACCUCUUCCGCAGACCUCUUCAUCCGCCUCUUCCACGGCGAGCAGCUGUAUGCCGUCUACGCCGGGCACACGGACGUCGUUCGCUCGUUGCACAUCUUACCAACCUUGCCCUCUUCGCACAUCGCAGACGUAGAGGCAGAGGAACCUGCUAAGAAUGAUGCGAGGCCACCGUUCUACCCAGACGAACAGCUUUUCGCAUCGACAUCCAACGACGGCACCAUUCGCAUCUGGUCGCUCGACGCCCGCCGUAGCCCAAACCCCGGAAAUGGCGGAGAAGCUCUUGGCGUGCUCCACGGCCACACUUCGCUCGUCUACGACGUGGCUGCCUACAUCGAGCGCGGUACGGGUCAGCCGAGAUUGGUGAGUAGCGGCGAAGAUGGCUCAUUUCGCGUGUGGGACUGGGUCUCGGGCAAGCUACUGCAGACAGUUCCAGUGCCGGUGGUCUCGGUGUGGUCUAUCUCUGUCCUUCCUCAGACACAAGACGUCGUCGCGGGGUGCAGUGACGGCCUGGUGCGCAUCUACUCCCGCCGACCCUGUCCGCCAUCAGCAGCAGACAGCGAGUUCUCCGGCGCGCCACUGUCAGAAUCCGAACUGGCUGAUGAAGUACAGAGAGCGCAGGACGUUCAGGCGCAACUCACUCUUGCAACACAAGCAAAGGAGUCGUCCACCGAAGCCUCCCCCGACGAGCCAGGUCAGAUGCACGACGGCAAGUCCUACGACUAUGUUCUCCAGAUCGACGUCUCCGACGACGCUGAGCCGCUACCUUUCCCCAUCAAUCGGGACGAUGACAGACGGCAAGGGGCGGCAGAUUUCGUCGCUCUGCACCAGCUGCCCGAGUCGUACGUCGAAAGGAUCGUCGAGUUUGUCAAUCUGGUACUGGGAUGA